This is a messenger RNA of Carlito syrichta (Philippine tarsier), 1492 nucleotides long. It is a transcript of the gene SERPINB7, whose product is annotated as serpin family B member 7. Bases 200 to 1342 code for a protein of 380 amino acids. Gene Ontology annotation, biological process: negative regulation of endopeptidase activity. Gene Ontology annotation, molecular function: serine-type endopeptidase inhibitor activity. The record is from RefSeq and is a predicted model, not a curated record. NCBI's taxonomy places the organism in Eukaryota, Metazoa, Chordata, Mammalia, Primates, Tarsiidae. The transcript is spliced from 8 exons.
UUGGGUAGUGGUAAAUGAGAUACCCACCUUACCUCCCUUUUGUCAUCUCCUUAAGUGCAUGGGGAAAACACAAAGGGCUGGACAGUCUUGAGCAAUGUGCAAAAAUUUUCUUUGUAAGAAUUGAUCACUUAGCGAAAGGAGAAAAGAUUCUCAUUACUACUUCUGUGUAUCAGAUGCUAGUGCUGCACUCCAUUUCACAAUGGCCUCCCUUGCUGCAGCAAAUGCAGAAUUUUGCUUCAAUCUGUUCAGAGAGAUGGACAACAAUCAAGGAAAUGGAAAUGUGUUCUUUUCGUCUCUGAGCCUCUUCACUGCCCUGGCCUUGGUCCGUUUGGGUGCUCGAGGUGACUGUGCUUCCCAGAUUGAUAAGAUGCUUCACUUUAAUACUGGCUCCCAAUAUGAAAACUCUUCUAAUCGUCAGCCUGGACUCCAGUUUCAACUGAAAAGAGUUCUCUCAGAUAUAAAUGCAUCACACAAGAAUUAUGAUCUCAGCAUUGUCAAUGGUCUUUUUGCAGAAAAAGUGUAUGACUUUCAUAGGAACUACCUUGAAUGUGCUAAAAAAUUAUACAACGCCAAAAUAGAACGAGUUGACUUUACUAAUGAUUUAGAAGACACCAGACAUAGUAUUAAUGAAUGGAUUCAAAAUGCAACACAUGGCAAAAUCAAAACCGUGUUUGAGGAAGGUAGCAUAAGCUCCUCUGCUGUCAUGGUGCUCGUGAAUGCUGUGUACUUCAAAGGCAGGUGGAAAUCAGCCUUCAUCAAGAGUGAAACCAUACAUUGCCGUUUCAAGUCCCCAAAGUGUUCUGGGAAAGCAGUUGCCAUGAUGCAUCAGGAACGGAAGUUCAAUUUGUCUGUUAUUAAGGACCCAUCUAUGCAGGUUCUUGAGCUCAAAUAUAAUGGUGGCAUAAGCAUGUACAUUCUACUACCUGAGAAUGACAUAUCCCAAAUUGAAAGUAAACUGACCUUUCGGAAUCUAAUGGAAUGGACCAAUCCAAGAAAAAUGACCUCUCAGUAUGUCGAGGUGUUUUUCCCUCAGUUCAAGAUAGAGAAGGAUUAUGAGAUCAAAUACUAUUUAAAAGCCCUAGGGCUGAAAGAUAUCUUUGAUGAAUCCCGAGCUGACCUCUCUGGGAUAGCUUCAGGAGGCCGUCUAUAUUUGUCAAAACUAAUGCACAAGUCUUACAUAGAGGUCACCGAGGAGGGUACUGAGGCUACUGCUGCCACGGGAAGUAACAUCGUAGAAAAGCAACUUCCUGAGUCUACAGUGUUUAGAGCUGACCACCCAUUCCUGUAUUUCAUCAUGAAGGAUAAUAUCAUCUUAUUUAGUGGCAAAGUCUCUUGCCCUUGAAAAUGCAAUGGGUUUUUAUGACAAUAGUCCCCACAUCAAAGAACCACCUCAAGUGAAUAGAUUUGAAUUUAAUUUGAGACACGUAGUGUUUCCUGUGAGUUUGCUUCUUCCUAAUGUUAGUCAGCAAAUGACUUGAUUCUUCUCAGACAC